Molecule: messenger RNA, 1547 nt
Organism: Zonotrichia albicollis (white-throated sparrow)
Lineage: Eukaryota; Metazoa; Chordata; Aves; Passeriformes; Passerellidae
Source: RefSeq, a predicted model, not a curated record
GUGUCAUGUCUCUGUGGCUCUGCCCCGUGCCUGCUCUGUGGCUGCUGCCCCUCGGCCAAGAACUCCACCAUCUCCCGCCUCCUCUUCACCUUCUUCCUCUUCCUCGGCACCCUCGUGUCCAUCAUCAUGAUAAUCCCGGGCGUGGAGAAGGAGUUGCACAAGCUCCCUGGUUUCUGUGAAGGCAGUGGCUCAGUGCUGGGGGUGCAGACCAAGGUGGACUGCAGCAGCUUCCUGGGCCACAAGGCUGUGUAUCGCAUGGGCUUCGCCAUGGCUGCCUUCUUCUGCCUCUUCGCCGUGCUCAUGGUGUGCGUGAGGAGCAGCAAGGACCCGCGGGCCGCCCUGCAGAACGGCCCUCUGCACCGUCACCUUCAUCUUCUACGCCGCCUCCAUCACAGCCAUUGUGCUGCUCUAUGUCUACUACACCAAGCCUGAGGGCUGCACGGAGGGCAAGGCCUUCAUCAGCAUCAACCUCAUCCUCUGCCUCAUCGUCUCAGUUGUGUCCAUCCUCCCCAAGAUCCAGGAGGCUCAGCCACACUCGGGGCUGCUGCAGGCAUCCCUCAUCACCCUCUACACCAUCUACAUCACCUGGGCCGCCCUGGCCAACGUGCCGAGCCGGACGAGAGCCUGCAGGUGCUGAGCAGCCCCUGGACGGCCGUGUGGGUGAAGAUCUCCUCCAGCUGGGCCGGGCUCCUGCUCUACCUCUGGACCUUGGUGGCUCCACUGCUGCUGCCAGACCGGGACUUCAGCUGAGGUGGCCUUGGCUGUGCUGCUGCCACCGUGGCGCUGUCCCUCGAGGCUGGGGACAGCCCCAGCUCUGCCUCAGCCUCCGCUCUGCACGCUGGAGCUGCUGUGCUGGGCUGUGCCUUCUUGCAGCUCUUUAGUUUUAUUUUGAAAGGGAUGAAGUGCCAAGCAGAGAAAAUUAAGGGCUGGGAGAGACCUGAGGGUGGUUUUAAAGCUCUCAGCAUCUCCGUGUUUGUGUAGUGCCUUGGGCAGUGCCUCCAGACCCUCUCUGCCCAGCAGACACCACUGCCUUGCCUUGGGAGGGUUUGGUUCUCCCCAGCCGCAGGGAUGGGUCCCUGUUGGUGCCUUUUGGGGUCUCUGGGGUCUGGUGGGGUCCCAGGACCCAGGCCCUGGCCAGUAUUGUGUCCCCAAAGAGGGAAACAAAUCUGGAGACUUGUGGCUGGGGCAGAGGCCCUGCUGUGUGCCAGGUCCUGCUGUGUGCCAGCCUUGGUGGUGGCCCCAGCUCCCUGUCCUCUACAGGGCACAGCUCAGUGUCACAGAUCCCUGUCCUCUACAGGGCACAGGUCAGUGGCACAGCUCAGUGUCACAGCUCCCUGUCCUCUGUGGGGCACAGGUCAGUGUCACAGCUCCCUGGGCACAGGUCAGUGGCACAGGUCAGUGUCACAGCUCCCUGUCCUCUGUGGGACACAGGUCAGUGUCACAGAUCCCUGUGCUCUGUGGGGCACAGGUCAGUGUCCCACAGGCCUGGCCCCAGCUCUUUGCCUCGUUAGUAAAGUCUCGUUUGGAAUAAACACGGUUUAUUUGGA